Molecule: messenger RNA, 1195 nt
Organism: Daphnia magna
Lineage: Eukaryota; Metazoa; Arthropoda; Branchiopoda; Diplostraca; Daphniidae
Product: G-protein coupled receptor 143
Exons: 6
Coding region: 52-1050 (332 amino acids)
Biological process (GO): G protein-coupled receptor signaling pathway; regulation of calcium-mediated signaling; melanosome organization
Cellular component (GO): melanosome membrane; plasma membrane
Molecular function (GO): L-DOPA binding; dopamine binding; L-DOPA receptor activity
Source: RefSeq, a predicted model, not a curated record
UCUGACAAUAGUCCACUGUAUGUGAAGUUAGUGUAGGGAAAGGAGCUGUGGAUGGUAAUGGCCGAUCCAUCUUUGCAGUCCUUGUGUUGUUUAACCACCAGCAACCGUUCACAGCAAUAUCAUUUGCUGGAGCUGCAUCAGUCCGCCUACUAUGGAUUAAGUUUGGCGUCGGCAAUAGUUGGAUUUCUUGGUUCUGUAUACCAGCUUAAUCUCCGUUAUGCAGCACCAUUUCCUCGCUAUCAAUACUUCAACGUGGGUCUGCGAGGAAAUAACGUUUUGUUUUGGCUUGCUUUAGCUGAUACAUUCGCAGCAUUUGGAUUAAUUAUUAGAUCAACGGGCUGGUUUCUUUCACAAGACUGGUCUUCGCACGCGAUGUUUACUCCCUUGAAUCCGACGUUUUGUGCCAUUAUUUCAGGCUGGAUUCAAUUUUCGUACACGAGCUCACAUCUGUGGACCUUGGUUUAUGCGGUUGAUGUUCGACGCAUAACCUUUGAUCAACCAUUUGCAGCCCCAGUUUACCACUUUAGUGCAUGGGGUGGAGCGAUUAUUCUUUGCAUUGUAGGCUUAACAAUGCUUUACUUUCCUGGAAAUGGCUACGAUACUUUUGUGAAGUUACUGCCAAAUCACGUGGCAACGUAUUUGCCACUCGUAUUGACUUGUCUAGCGUGCCCUUUUCUUUUUAUGUCAGCUUUUCGCCAAGCUGAAAUUUCUCUAACUCGACGCUAUGCAAGAUACACAACUACAGAGCGGCGCCUUGUGGAGUCACUCAAGCUUAAGUUCAUCUUGAUAGUCUCCGUCUUCUACCUCUGCUGGAUGCCUAAUAUAGUUAAUGGUCUCGUACUUUGGAUUUCUUGGUACAAGUUGCCGGUGACCUGGGUGCUAGCGAACUGGUAUCUGAUGGCUCUGUUGAACCCGCUCCAAGGCGUCUUCAACAUAAUGCUUUAUCGGAUACCAAAACGUCGGCAACCCAGAUCUCAACUUCGAGGAUGGUUCGCCUCGGUACAAAUAAGAAAAACAGAACCACAGGAAGAAACUCCACUUUUAUUAUGAAUGACAAAAACCCAAACGUGUUACGUUCGAAAUUACGGGAUUGAGAGAAAAACGGUACAUACUUCAAGUUUCUACCAAGGGGUAGCGUUGGCCAAGCGUCGCAUUCGCCUGCACACACACACAAAUAAAGAAAAUUAGACAUCUA